Daphnia pulicaria is the source of this 1306-nucleotide messenger RNA. RefSeq lists its product as uncharacterized. The transcript has 2 exons. Gene Ontology annotation, molecular function: protein binding. Bases 37 to 939 code for a protein of 300 amino acids. NCBI's taxonomy places the organism in Eukaryota, Metazoa, Arthropoda, Branchiopoda, Diplostraca, Daphniidae. The record is from RefSeq and is a predicted model, not a curated record.
UUUUCAUUUUCCUCCUUAUCUCGCCCAGAACCUUUUAUGGAUCUGCUUAAACAAAGGCUCGGGGCAAUUUUUUCAAAUGAAAUUCCCUUACCGACCAAUAAUUUAAAUUCAGAUUUAGAUUGUUGCUAUGGAAAUGAUUCUGUCGUUGAACGGAUCCCGAAAGAAAUUGUCAUCUUUGCCGAAGUAGUCAAUGCCAAAUCAAAGGACGAGAAGUUCGCUUUUGCCAUGACGGCACUUGACGAAUACCACGAAACUUGCGCAAAUGAAUUUUCAAUCAUCGUUCACCACAAACAGAAAAGGAUUUUUGGGUGGGAUUCAGUUUCAAAAGUCAUCUGCCAACAUUAUCCAAAAGAAAAAAUGAUCGACAUUAUACGCCUGUUGGUUGAAGAAAAAAUCCCAGAAGAAUGGAAUUCAAUUCCUCUCCUUGCCUUGUGUACAUUUUACAAGAAAGACAAUUUGAUCAACAUUGUCCAAUUGUUAAUUGAUAAAAAAAUCGACAUCAACUGCAAAACAAGCGAUGGAUCGAAUGCCCUCCUUAUCUUGUGUCGAUAUUACAAACAAAAAAACUUGAUUGACAUUGUGCAAUUGUUAAUUAAAAAUAACAUCGAAGUCAAUUGCAAAAAUGACAACAAGCUGAAUGCCCUACUUUUCUUGUGUAAAUAUUACGACAAAGAUAAUUUAAUUGAAAUUGUCCAAUUGUUAAUUGGGGAAAAAAUCGACGUCAAAUGCGAAACCAACCAGGGAUAUAAUGCACUUCAUUUUGUGUGUCGUUAUGCGCCUAAAAAUAAUUUGGUUGACCUCGUUUCGAUACUAGUUCGGCACAGUAUCGACAGAAAAGUAAAGACGACUGAUGGUUCAAUUGGGACCGCACGUUCCUUACUUUUAGAGCGUUUUAAAGAAGAGGAGAUCGCAGAUGUUCUUCAAUUGUUGGAUUCAUAGGCUCAUCAUUUCCUUUGAUACAUAAAACUAUAAUGCAUUUACUUGGACUGUUAGCCAACAGGAUGAUUCGCUGGUUUUACUACAUUAAGAAAUAAUUUUCUUAGUUCUUUUUUCAAUUAAAUCAUUUGGGUAAUAUUUAAUGCAUUUAAUUUAAAUGCAAAGCUUGUGAAAUAUUACCCAAAAUUGGUAAAAUGUGUUCAAAAUGAUUUACUCUAACCCAAAACAUGUUUUGAAAUUUACGCCAUUUAACUUAUGCUUAAUAUGGAAUUCCGCCUAAUAAUAUCAACUGUCAAUCAAUUUAUUAAAACCCCAAACAUAAGUGCACUUUAUUAGAAAAAAUAAAAUAAAAUUCGUUUUAUUAGACUUU